This is a messenger RNA of Fulvia fulva, 1242 nucleotides long. Its product is annotated as 3-ketoacyl-CoA thiolase, peroxisomal. The transcript is spliced from 2 exons. The coding region runs from base 1 to 1242 and encodes 413 amino acids. Gene Ontology annotation, molecular function: acetyl-CoA C-acyltransferase activity. Gene Ontology annotation, biological process: fatty acid beta-oxidation; phenylacetate catabolic process. The record is from RefSeq and is a predicted model, not a curated record. Lineage: Eukaryota; Fungi; Ascomycota; Dothideomycetes; Mycosphaerellales; Mycosphaerellaceae. Gene Ontology annotation, cellular component: peroxisome.
AUGGCAGCCCAAAGAAUAUCAUCCAUCGCCUCGCAGCUCCUGCCCGGCCAGAAGCCGCUCGACAAGAUCACACAGCAGAGCCCCGACGAUGUCGUUAUCACCCUGGCCAUCCGAACGCCUCUCACCAAGGGCCGCAAGGGUGGUCUCAAGGACACAUCCCUCGAUGGCAUCGUGUUCAAGCUCCUCCAACAAGUCAUCCACAAGUCCCGGAUAGACCCUCAGAUGGUCGAGGACAUCUGCCUGGGCAACGUCUCCGAUGCAAAGGCAGCCUACUACUGCCGUGCCGCCAUGCUCGCCGCCGGCUUCCCCGUCACCACCUCCGGCUCCUCCGUCAACCGCUUCUGCUCCUCCGGUCUCAAGGCCGUGCAGGACAUCGCCAACCAGAUCGAACACGGCGACAUCGACAUCGGUGUCGCCCUCGGUGCCGAGUCCAUGACCGCCGGCGGCGAUCGUCUCGAGCGCCCCUUCUACGACGAGAUCCUCAAGGCCAACCAAGACGCCCGCGACUGCAUGAUGCCCAUGGGUCAGACCUCGGAGAAUGUUGGCAAGGACUUCGACAUUUCUCGACAAAAGCAAGACGAGUACGCCGCAGAAUCAUACCGCCGUGCAGAGGCGGCGCAGAAGGCUGGCUGGUUUGACGAUGAGAUCGCUCCCAUCACCGUCAAGCUUGAUGGCAAGGACGUGACACUCACCAAGGACGAGGGACCAAGAUGGGGCACAACAUACGAAUCGCUCUCCAAGAUCCGACCUGCAUUCCCAGACUUCGGUGACAGGAGCACUGGCGGCAACAGCUCGCAAGUGACUGAUGGUGCCGCCGCCAUCAUGCUCAUGCGCCGCUCCAAGGCCCUUGAGAUCGGUCAGCCAAUCCUCGCCAAGUAUGUUGGCGCCACCGUUGCCGGUUUGGCUCCACGCAUCAUGGGUAUCGGUCCGUCCAUCGCUGUUCCAAAGCUCCUGACCAAGUACGGCCUCAGCAUCGACGACAUUGAUAUUGUUGAGCUCAAUGAGGCUUUCGCCAGUAUGGCCGUCUACUGCCGUGACACCCUCAAGCUCGACUGGAACAAGAUGAACGUGCGAGGUGGUGCUAUUGCGCUGGGUCACCCGUUGGGUUGCACUGGUGCGAGACAGAUUGUGACUGGUCUCAGCGAGGCACGGCGGCAGAAGAAGAAGAUUCUGCUGACGACCAUGUGCAUUGGUACUGGGCAGGGUAUGGCAGGUCUCUUCGUUAACGAGCAGAAUGUGUAG